ACCGGCUCCGCCGCCACCCGCUCCGCGCCCCUCGAGCACAGCACCGGCCUCGCCGGCUGCCCUUCCCCGCCGCCCUCAGCGCCCCCCCGGGGGUCCCCCCUUUCCCCCUCGCCCCCGGUCCCCUCAGGGCCCCCGCGCGGCCCCCCCGGUGCCCGGACGCCGCCGCCCCCUCGGCCUCCCCCAUGGUGGGGUUCGGGGCGAACCGCCGGGGCGGCCGCCUGCCCUCGCUGGUGCUGGUGGCGCUGCUGGCCGUGAUCGCCGUGCUCGCCUUCCACUGCUGGAACGCGGCGUCCCGCCAGGCCCUGCUGCGGGAGGAGCUGGCCGAGCUGCAGAGCCAGGCCCAGCGCACGGAGGUGGCGCGGGGCCGCCUGGAGCGCCGCAACUCCGACCUGCUGGGCAAGGUGGACUCGCACAGGAAGCAGCUGGAGCAGAAGGAGGCGGACUACAGCCACCUGAGCAGCCAGCUGCAGGCCAGGGACGGCCAGGUGAAGCGCUGCGAGGACGGCAAGGUGAAGCUGCAGAACAACAUCUCGUAUCAGAUGGCGGACAUACACCGGCUAAAGGAGCAACUGGCGGAGUUGCGGCAGGAGUUCAUCCGCCAGGAGGAUCAGCUGCACGAGUACAAGAAGAACAACACCUACCUUACAAGGAGGCUGGAAUAUGACAGCCUGCAGUGUGGGCAGCAGAUCAAGGAAAUGAGGCUGCAGCAUGAAGAGAACAUCAAGAAAUUAAUGGACCAGGUUGCACGGGAACAAAAGGCCACACAAAAAAUUCAGUCCAGUAGAGACACUGAAGUCAGUCCCAGCAAUGAUGGCCAGGCAGUACCUGAGACUGUUGCAGAGGGGGAAGGUAAAGACACAGAGAAGAAUGAGGAGCCUUCAGAGCAUGUUGUAAAUGACAAAGAGAAAAUCAAAGCAGGAGGAGAUGCAGGCAUGCCUGAAAUAGAAGAUAAUGACCCAGCAAAAGCUGAAGAUACUCCCACUGCUUUAAAGAAGACACUUAUUUCAGCUCCUAAAGGUGAAGGUCAUCCACCCGCUGUGAAUCUCCCAACUGAGCAGCCCCAUGCUCCAAACCUGGCACCAGGUUUGCCCAGUGACAGUGAUGGAAACGCCGACCUCGCGAAGCAGAUCCCUCCAAAUUCCCUCCAGCACCUGAAUUUUGAAGAAAAGGUGGAAACCCAGAAAGAGCACAAAAUUGAGACAGACCAGAUGAAACUCCCAAAGAGCCGAGUCAGCGACUUGCAGAAGAUUAAGCAAAGCCGGUUCUUUGAUGAGAAUGAAUCCCCUGUGGACCCACAGCAGGGUUCUAAACUGGCAGAUUAUAAUGGGGAUGAUGGGAACGUGGGUGAGUAUGAGGCAGACAAACAGGCUGAGCUGGCUUACAAUGAGGAAGAGGAUGGUGAUGGUGGAGAAGAAGACGUCCAAGAUGAUGAGGAGCGAGACCUGCAGAACGACCUGGGGGACUACAAGUCCCGCUUCAGCGACGGGGUCCUGUAGGCCCGGGGCACAGAGAGCCCAACCCAAGGACUUGAGGUGCUGCAAAACUGAACCAGUUCUACUCCAGUGUUUCCUACUUCCAAGGAAGCUGAGAAUAAAGUGCCGAGUGUGCUCAGCCAGCAGGUGAAGAGGAGCCACUGUACAUAUGUACAUACUUGUACUGCUGCAGGUUGCAUUAAACCAGCACUGUCACAUGGAGCCGGUUACUCAGCCUGGUCCUUAUCUGAAAUAAUCUUUACACUUAAGCCCAGUCUAUAAACACAGGCUGAACUGUUUCUGCCGUUUACAACACUUUGGAACCUGGAGGACUUGUACAGUUUGUACCUGAUGUAACAAAGCCCCUGUGGAAGCCAUGUACAGCCAAGGACUCCUUUUCUACAGUCCCACCUGUGUGGGCAGAGCUGCUUCUCUCGAGUGCUGGGUUUGUCCAGCAGGUGAGCCACGAGCUGGGAAUGAGAACUGAACGGUUCAAUAGCUGCUCCCUCCUCACUGUGACCCAGGCUGGGGCAGCCCUCAGCACCACUGAGCUCCUGUACAGUGACCACAUCUCAUAGCUAGAGCUGCAAAUAAAUCUAUAGUAGGACUUCAGUAAUUUGGUUCAUCCCCAAAAAGUUGUGCAACUAAUAGCUUGAUUUAAAAGAUGUAAAUUGAUAUAAAUUGGUAUAAAUAAUUAUAAAUAAUUCACAGCUUGUAGGAAAUCUUUAUGUUAAAGACAGCAAGGGUGUGAGUGAGACAGGUCUGUCUGCCCUCGACAAAGGACCAACCCUUCCUGGGUUUGCUGCUGGUGUGCUGUCCCAGGUUGUCCAGCCCAGGUCCAGCCACUGCAGCCCAUUUCCAAGUUUGAUCCCUUGCUACAGCUCUGAACACCUCCCAUGGUCUGGUUUCUCCAUCAGAUCUGUAAGUCAGACCCUUCUCUGGGUUCUGUGUUUAAGUACCAUCAGAAUUUACGGAGAUGAUUCCAUGGCUCUGCAGUGUGGGAAUGAAGGGGAUUGUCCCACCUGCUCCUCCAAGGGCUCCUGGGGACACAGGCUGUGGGCCCUGACGAGGGUGACUGAACUCAUCCCUGUGCUCAGGUGCUGGGCUGAAGUAACGGGUCAGGUUUGCUCAUUGCCAGCUCAGUGAACCUCUUGAAUAAAGUUCAAUGCUCGUACAAUUA
This is a messenger RNA of Corapipo altera (White-ruffed manakin), 2652 nucleotides long. RefSeq names its product cancer susceptibility 4 (gene GOLM2). The transcript is spliced from 10 exons. Lineage: Eukaryota; Metazoa; Chordata; Aves; Passeriformes; Pipridae. The record is from RefSeq and is a predicted model, not a curated record. Bases 183 to 1496 code for a protein of 437 amino acids.